Molecule: messenger RNA, 1632 nt
Organism: Dreissena polymorpha
Lineage: Eukaryota; Metazoa; Mollusca; Bivalvia; Myida; Dreissenidae
Exons: 4
Coding region: 223-609 (128 amino acids)
Source: RefSeq, a predicted model, not a curated record
UGUAAUAACAGCAAAGUGAAGUAGCGACACGACAAUAUUGUAUUUCUAUUAUCCAAGAUCACAGCUAUUUCGACAGGAAAACGUCGCUCAAGAGAUAUUCUUGACAAAGACUUCAUCGCAGAAGACUUUAUUGUGGAAGACCUCGUUCUGGACGGGACUCGCCACAUCGUUUUUGGAACGCAACGCCAGCUCGACCUACUGCGACAGGCGAAGAGAUCAUAUAUGGACGGUACCUUCAAGGUAGUAAAACAGCCGUUUUACCAGCUCCACUCAAUCCACGCCUUUGUGAAGAAGGAGGAAGACGAGAAACAGGUCCCACUGGCAUACGCUCUAAUGUCCCGCCGUAGUAAAGAAGAUUACGUUCAGGUCUUCAGGAGUCUACGUCGCCGACUCGGGGAUCCCAUUGUAGAGUGGUUCAUGUUAGAUUUUGAAGCUGCAACAUGGCAGGCUAUCAGAGAGGCGUUUCCUGGGGCUGUUAUAAAGGAGUGCGUGUUGGAAAAUCAACGCCGAGGGACUGAGUACCGCUUACCAACAGCAGGGGAACAAGUAUCAGUUCUUCAGCAAGAUUAUGUCCCUUCCCCUUCUAUACCUACCCGUGGAACAGAUUGAACCAGUGUUCAACAGGCUGACGGAGGUCGCAGAAGGAGUCGGGGGUCCCGUGCUGCGUGUUUGUGAAUACAUUGCCCGUACGUGGAUCAACGGCAGUGUCUGGCGACCUCUCAAUUGGUGCGUAUUUAGAGAGGAGGUUCGCACAAAUAAAGACUUGGACGGUAACUAUAAUAUAAUAAGCAUUAUUAAUCUAUAAGUAAAAAAUAUUUUACAAUUUCACAUAGGAUUUUAUUAGUAUAUUAAUAUUAUACUUUCAUAGUAUACAAUAUAGGAAAUUAAGCAUGUGUUUCAUAAAAAUGACGUGUGCACCAUGCGAACUAAUAUUUCCGAUGUCUAGCGGUAUAUAGUUUAUUUUCUUACGUACUAUACUCUCUGAGAACAUUAAAAAUACAAUUUCCAUUUGAAGAUGUAAAAGACAACGCUUUAAAAAAUGUGUGCGUUGUUGAUCACAGUCACUCAGCAUUUCUUGCUACCCCCCAUGGUAAUCCUCUCCCCCCAUGCUGCAUCCCCUUCCCAAAACCCUCUAAAUUUUCAAUUUGUUAUACAAAAUAUCAAAACAAAACAAGUUAGUAGAACACUAAUAUUUUUUACUUAUAUAUAUGAUAAAACAAUCUAGUAUUUUUUUUUUGGUUUUAUAAUCUGUAAAUGGACAAUAAAGAGUGUUUUCGGGAGGGGGUAACAGCUGAUGGGAGAGGAGUAGCAGAGGUCGGGGGCAGCAACUAAUGCCGAGUGCCUGUGUUGUUAAUAUUAACGUCCACUUACUGAGGUCGCCGUGGGUAGUGUUCGCCUAGCGACCGGGAGGUCAAUGGGUUCGAUCCCCACUGUGUGGGUGUUCUUUCGAUCUCCCGCAAACACAAAUAGUAACGGUUCUACACAGGGAUCGUCCACUGCGGAUUAAAAACCGCUGUAGGUAUCUUCGGUGUAUCUAUCCAGAUCCACACAUGUAUAUUUUAUACCAAAACAAUACGGUAAAUAAGUGAAUAUUGAAAUUCAAAAAUUAAAUAAAAUCUGAUUAGCAAUUUA